This is a messenger RNA of Prunus armeniaca (apricot), 3003 nucleotides long. The record is from the annotation of a GenBank genome assembly. NCBI's taxonomy places the organism in Eukaryota, Viridiplantae, Streptophyta, Magnoliopsida, Rosales, Rosaceae.
AUGGAUUCCAAUAUCACCACUGAACUAGUAGCCUCUUCGCCUUCUCCUUCCACCAAUUCUUGGAAAUAUGAUGUCUUUCUUAGUUUUAGAGGUGCGGAUACGCGCUACAGCUUUACAGACCAUCUGCACAGCAGUUUGCUACGCAGGGGAAUUAACACCUUCAUGGAUGAUGAUCAACUCGAAAGAGGACAAGAUAUAUCAGAAGUGCUUAAUCAAGCAAUUAGAGAGUCGAGGAUUUUUAUCAUCAUAUUCUCUGAAAACUAUGCCUCAUCAAGUUGGUGCUUGGAAGAGCUUGCUAGGAUCAUUGAAUAUAAGAAUCCACAGCAGCAAAUUGUUAUCCCGGUUUUUUACAAAGUGGACCCCGCACAUGUAAGAAACCAAAGGGGCCCGUUUGAUGAAGCAUUUGUUCAACAUGAAAGCAGAUUCAAGGAUGAUUUGGAGAAGGUGUCGCGAUGGAGGGCGGCUCUUAAGGAAGCAGCAAAUUUGGCUGGGAUGAAAGUUAACAAUUUUGGGCAUGAAUCCAAAAUUAUUCAUGAAAUCACUGAAAUGGUUUUACUAAAAUUAAACCGUGUCUAUUUGACAUAUGGGACGAACUAUCCAGUUGAAAUAGAUUCUCGUCUACAAGAAAUGAAUGAUCUUUUAGGUGAUGGAGUAACUGAUGUUCGCAUGGUAGGGAUAUGGGGGAUGGGAGGAAUUGGUAAGACAACACUUGCUAAAGCUGUUUAUAAUUCAGUUGCCCAUAAAUUUGAAGGUUCCUGCUUUUUGGGAAAUGUUAGAGAAAUUUCAGAGGCACAAGGAGGCUUAGUCCGACUACAAAAGACUCUUCUUCAUAACAUUCUCGGGCUGAAAAUAUCAAUCAAAGAUGUUUAUUCAGGAGUUAAUAUCAUUAAGAGAAAGUUGUGCGACAAAAGGGUUCUCCUAAUUAUUGAUGAUGUGGAUGACUUGAACCAGUUAAAAUACUUAGCUGGAAGCUCUGGUUGGUUUGGUGUGGGCAGUAGAAUUAUCAUAACAACAAGAAAUCUACAUUUUCUUCAUGCUCAUGGAGUUGACUUCACAUACUUAGUGAGGGAGGUAGAAUCUGAUGAAGCUUUGGAACUCUUCAGUUCUAAUGCCUUCCCAACAAGUAGACUUCCGGAUGAUUAUCAAGUACUCGCACGUAGAUUCGUAGGCUAUGCUCAAGGGAUUCCAUUAGCCCUCACAGCUAUGGGUUCACUUUUAUAUAAGAAAAGUAUAGAUGAAUGGCAGUCUAUAUUAGAACGGUACGAAAGAGCUCCUGCCUCAAAUAUUCAUGAAAUCCUCAAAAUAACUAAAAAGGCACUGGACCAUCACAUCAAAAGACCCGAAGAAAAUGUCCUCACCAAUGUUGAAGAACAUGCUGGGGGACUAAAUGAAGUUGUAAAUACUGCAAAGUUGCUUGGAGUUGAGACAUUCUCCCGUACUCAAGAAGAAGAAAGGAUUCAAGGACAUAUUAAUAGAACUGACGAUGUCACAAUAGUUUGGAUCGUUGAAAAAAAAUUCAUAGGGGACCCUAAAGGGUUAUUUGAGGGAUGCUUCAAUAGAAUGGAACAAAAUGAAGAUGAAAACAAUGUAAACUUGGUUGAAGGAGAUGAGACAUUCUCCAGUAUUCAAGAAGAAGACUUGCUAGGAAAACCUCCUGGAACUGAUGAUGCACUAAACAAAGUUGAAAACACUGAAAAGUUGGUUGAAGGAGAUCAGACAUUCUCCAGCACUCAAGAAGAAGAUAGGCUUGAAGGAAAAAUUCAAGGAACUAACUAUAUUACAGGACAAAAUGAAGAUGAAAACACUGAACAGUUGGUUGAAGGAGAUAAGACAUUCUCCAGCAGUCAAGAAGAAGACUUGUUGCUUCAAAGAAAAACUCCUGGAACGGACGAUGCACUUUACAAAGCUGAAACCACAGAAAAGUUGGUUGACGGAGAUGAGACAAACUCCAGCAGUCAAGAAGAAGAUAGGCUUCAAGGAAAAAUUCAAGGAACAGACGAUAUUACAGAGCCAAAUGAAGCUGAAAGCACAAGUACUCAAGUAGUAGAAACAGUUGAAGCAAAAAUUCUUGGAACUGAAGAUGUGACAGGAGUACUAAUUGAAGCUGCCAGCACUAAUUGUUUGCUCGAAGGCGAUGAAACAUUCUCCAGUACUCUGGAAGUAGAAACUCUUCAUGCAAAAAUUCCUGAAACUGAAGAUGUUACCGGAAUAACUGAAGCUACAAGCGUUGAAAAGUUUCUUGAAGGGGAUGAGGCAUUCCCCACUACUGAUGCAGUAGAAAGGCUUCAUGAAAAAAUUCCUGGAAGUGAUGGCGAUAUUACACACGAUUGCGUUGAAAAGUUUAUUGAAGGUGAUGAGAUAGCCUCCGGUACUCAAGCAUUACAAACACUUCAAGGAAGAAGUCCUAACACUGACACUGAGGAUGUCACAGGAGUAAAUGCAACUGAAGGCACUGAAGGGUUUCCUGGACGAGAUGAAACCAGCUCCGCUACUGAAAAAUUGGAAAUGCUACGUAUCCAUAUUGACGAUGUUAUAGCCGAUACGGUGGAGUGGAUAUUUUUAAUCCUUAGCUUCUUCCUGGAGAUCCUUGCAGCUAUUUGUGAUCAGUUUUUCUCCCCAGGAAAUCCCCAGUUUGCACUCACUGGUAUGUGGUUGGCUUCUGUGGCUCUAUUCUUUUACAUCUGCGAACUCAUUCUCAAGUGUAAAAAUGGAGAAAGCUCAAGCCCGCGUUUAGAAAUGUUUCCUGACAUUUUUGGAUUAAUUUGUGGAAUCUCUCAGUGGCUAUCCACCAUAGCUCGGUUUGUGUGCAUGCUUAAGGGCAUGGAGAGUCCUUUCAAAGUAAACAUUCUGCCCGUCAUCUUUCUUGGGUGUCUGGGUGCGCGCAAACUAAUUGUCAAUAAUAAAAGGUGCAAGACAGAAAACAGGAUUGAGCUGACCUCCAUAGUUCAUGUCCCCAAAAACGGACCAACUCCAGACGAAGCACAAACCGAAAAAGGAUCCUGA